AUGACUCUUAGGAUCAAAGCCCAAGAAGAUUCCAAUGGAACAAACUUGAAACUUACAAGCACAAAAUUUGAUAAAAUUGUGAAUGGGAACACUGAUGACCGUGUCUUGGACGACAGAAGUCUUUUUCAAAGACUGGUUGGCAACAUUCUAUAUUUGACAAUCACAAGACUUGACAUUGCAUAUGCAGUACAAUGUCUAAGCCAAUUUAUGCAUGCUCCAAAGAAGCCUCAUUAUGAGGCUGCACUGCAUGUUAUGAGGAAGUCAAUUACAGGUUUUUGUAUCAAGUUGGGGAGUUCUCUUAUCUCAUGGAAGGCAAAGAAUCAGACUACUAUUUCGGGGAGCUCAGCUGAAGCUGAGUACAGAAGUAUGGCCAUACAGUGGAAGAGUUAA
Nicotiana tabacum (common tobacco) is the source of this 390-nucleotide messenger RNA. The record is from RefSeq and is a predicted model, not a curated record. Lineage: Eukaryota; Viridiplantae; Streptophyta; Magnoliopsida; Solanales; Solanaceae.